UAAUAUGAUUUGAAUAGGAUGCCAACUUUUAUUUGUGGAAUAACAGAAAUAGAAUAAAAUACAAAUCCAAAAUGUGCGCCAACUGAAACAACAAACAGCAUCGCGAACGCUUACGCGCGAGCAAGGUCACACGGUGCGGAAAUAAUCUGUUGAUCGAGCGGCGUGAAGCGCGGCGCGGCUGAACAACAUGGCGUGUGUACACAACACGUACGUGAUGUGGCGGCCCACAUCGAUCUCCCUGCUUUAGUCGUUUUGUUGGCGCAGUCCCGCGGGAGCCGGCCGGGGGCAUGUGGCGGCGGCAGUGAGGCCGCGCGCCCGGGACCCUCGCGGGAGCCCCACAUGUGAGCGGGGACCGCCGGGACCUCCCACUCGAGAUGGAGCGGUCGUCGCUGGAGGAGAUCGAGGUGCUGGCGCAGUGUGCGUGCUGCAAGUGCGUGUUCGACGAGGAGCGGCCGCCCAAGCUGCUCGCCUGCCACCACCACUUCUGCCUGCGCUGCGUGGGCUCCGUGCUGCGGCGCGGCCGCGACGUGUGCUGCCUGCUGUGCGCGCGCCGCACCGAGCUGUCCGCGCGCCUGCCCACGCACCGGCCCGUGCUGGCGCUGGCCCGCCGCCUGGCGCCGCCCGAGCUGUGCGCCGCGCACGCGCUGCCGCAGCUGUGGUGCGGCGCCUGCGGCCAGCGCGCCUGCCGCGCCUGCGCCGCGCACCGCGCGCACGAGCUGCGGCCGCGCGCCGCGCUGCUGGCCGACGGCCGCGCGCUGCGGGCCGAGCUGCUGCGGGCCGCCGCGCGCCGCCGCGAGCUGCAGCUGCGCGCGCUCGACGCCGCCACCGCGCUCAAGCUGGCGCUCGAGGCCGAGCUGGCCGCGCCGCCGCCGGCCGCGCCGCCCGCGCCCGCCACCCUCGCCGCCGCCGCGGCGCAGUGCAGCCGGCUGCGGGAGCGGAGCGCGGCGGCCGCGCUGCGGGCCCGCCUCGACGACCUCGUGCGGAGCGCCGCCGGCCCCAUCGACGCGCACGUGCUGCGCCGCGCCGGCCUGCCGUGCGACGCGCCGCCGCCCGAGCCCGGCGACCCGCUUCUGCUGCUGGCCAACUACUGCACGGCGCAGCUGUACUGGCGGGGCGCGCUGGCCGCCGACGCGGAUGCGCUGGUCCGCAUCGAGGAAACGCAGGAGGCAGCGGAGGACGCCGCCAGCUCGGCCAGCACCAGCCGCGCGGGCGCGUCGCCCAGCAGCCCGCUGCGGCCGGGCUCGCUGCCGCUCUACUACUUCGAGCUGGAGGUGGACGGCGCCGCGUUCGGGCGCGUGGUGAUCGAGGUGCGCGGCGACGUGGCCCCGCGCAUGGCGCGCAACUUCGACGCGCUGGCCUCGGGCGCGCCGGGCGCCGGCUACCGCGGCUGCGCCGUGUUCCAGUGCUGGGAGAACGAGAGCGUCAUCACGGGCGACUUCGAGCUGAACAACGGGCGCGGCGGGCGCUCGGCGUUCGCGGAGAGCUACUUCAUGCCGGACGACACGCGGCUGGCGGCCGUGCGCGGCGCCGUGGGCAUGCGGCGCUCGCAGAAGCGGCACGACAACCUGGGGCUGGUGGGCUCGCAGUUCCGCAUCGUGCUGCGGGAGAUGCGCGGCUUCACGGCCAUCUUCGCGAGCGUGGUGGAGGGCCUGGAGCUGGUGGACCGGCUGGCGCGCACGGGCGACUCGGCCGGGAAGCCGCACUCCGCCAUCCUCAUCGCCGGCUGCGGCAGGCUCGACUGAGCGCCUUUCGCCUCUACCGCGACCCUCGUAGCUUAUGUUUCCAAUCCGUCGGACCAACCGCGAUCGCGAGUACAACGUGAGAUAUUUUUGUACGUGUAGGGUAUUUUGAAGUAUUUACGCGUAUUUCGGAAGGUCGUCGCCUCGAGCUUGUGCGCGGCGUCCACGGCGGGCGCCCGCAGUUUCUUCGCGAUCUGAUGUUCGUCUCGUAGUAGUGGGCCUACACUCGGUAUUGUACUGUGUCAUUGAUACAUUAAUAUAUUUUCGUUGGAGUGCGGGAGCCGAGGCCGGCCCCGCGUCGUUGCGGCUAGAUAAUAAGUUACAAAUUAUAACGUUUUGAUCGUAUGUGUGUCAAUAUAAAUGUUAAACAUUUUAGAUAUAAUUUAUCGUGUAGUCGGAGGGCCGGCACAGCGGGGUCAUAUAUGUAUAGCGGAGAUAUUUACUCGUACGUAGAUGAAUAUAUUUACAAGCAAACGUUACCUCUCGAAUGGCGCGUCAGGAAGGUUAUGACACGAAUUAUCAAUUCCCGGGGUUUAAGACUGUGAUGAUAAUUAGGUAGCGGAGUCAGUCAGUGCCUGCUUUAUAUCGGAUAUAUUUACUAUUGAACGUUAUCGUCUCUUCGGUCUUGUUAAGUUUAUUUUUCUAUUAGCAAAGUUUAUCGGCGGCGGUCGCUCGGCACAUGAUGUAUUCGUGUUGACUAUAUUCAUAUUAUAUUGUAGCGCGUUUAUUUCUCGAUAUAGUUUAUGGAAGUAGCGAAGUGAAGCGGACCCGGGGCGCGGGCUUGUUAAAUGUUACGUGUGCAGACAUAUAUUAAUGUCCGAAGCGAAUUCGUGAUAAAAUAUAAGUUGAUGGAGCAGCA
Molecule: messenger RNA, 2598 nt
Organism: Amyelois transitella
Lineage: Eukaryota; Metazoa; Arthropoda; Insecta; Lepidoptera; Pyralidae
Exons: 2
Coding region: 375-1742 (455 amino acids)
Biological process (GO): protein peptidyl-prolyl isomerization
Molecular function (GO): peptidyl-prolyl cis-trans isomerase activity
Source: RefSeq, a predicted model, not a curated record